CCCGGUCUCGCUACACUCUCUCCCCGCGACUCAGCAGCAGCAUGUCUGGCAGAGGCAAGGGCGGGAAGGGGCUCGGCAAAGGGGGCGCCAAGCGCCACCGCAAGGUGCUGCGCGACAACAUCCAGGGCAUCACCAAGCCGGCCAUCCGGCGCCUGGCGCGGCGCGGCGGCGUGAAGCGCAUCUCGGGGCUCAUCUACGAGGAGACGCGCGGCGUGCUGAAGGUCUUCCUGGAGAACGUGAUCCGCGACGCCGUCACCUACACCGAGCACGCCAAGCGCAAGACGGUCACGGCCAUGGACGUGGUGUACGCUCUCAAGCGCCAGGGGCGCACCCUCUACGGCUUCGGCGGCUAAAAGGCCUUUCAUUUCCCGGACCAUCUCGAGAACCCAAAGGCUCUUUUCAGAGCCACCCACUUAAACUGGAAAAGAGCUGUGUUGCGUCAAAGCUGGUAAAAGAACGUGAACGGUUUUAAUACUUUUUUCCCUACAUGCUAUCUUAUGUAUUUAAUUUUUUUUAAAAAUUCUGGUUAAGUACAGGCUAACUAAAUGCAUGAUGCUGUUAAAAUUACAUAAUUGUUAUGUUUGAUAUAUUGGGGAACAUACGAAGCUUAUUGAUUUUCAGUAUCGAUAACAGCAUUGGAAUCUAGCAAGCCUAGAUAUUUUAACUUGCUCUCCAGUAAAGACAAGCAUUUAAUAAUAACACACUCUUAAACUGGUGGUUCUGAUACUUGGUAAACUCGCCUGGCUCAGGCA
Molecule: messenger RNA, 752 nt
Organism: Falco peregrinus (peregrine falcon)
Lineage: Eukaryota; Metazoa; Chordata; Aves; Falconiformes; Falconidae
Product: histone H4
Exons: 1
Coding region: 42-353 (103 amino acids)
Biological process (GO): nucleosome assembly
Cellular component (GO): nucleosome
Molecular function (GO): DNA binding; structural constituent of chromatin; protein heterodimerization activity
Source: RefSeq, a predicted model, not a curated record